Molecule: messenger RNA, 547 nt
Organism: Actinia tenebrosa (Australian red waratah sea anemone)
Lineage: Eukaryota; Metazoa; Cnidaria; Anthozoa; Actiniaria; Actiniidae
Product: putative N-acetylated-alpha-linked acidic dipeptidase
Molecular function (GO): carboxypeptidase activity
Source: RefSeq, a predicted model, not a curated record
UUGCUAAAGAAUAGUGAGUCGAAGGGAAGAAUAUAUAGUUGUUGUCGAAUAUUUUGUGCUGUAAAUGGUCGCGACAAAGCACUGCUGUUGGGGAGAGUGUAAGACUGAUUCUAGAUAUCCUGAUUUGCUUCACCCGGCGCUAAAGAAGAGAUUGCAGGAAGGUAAACCGAUAUUUCUACCGUUCCCAAAGAAGUCCCAAGGACUCGAGAGAUGUACUAGAUGGGUUAAUGCUUGUGGUCGAGGUAAAGCUUUUACAGUAGAUCGUGUCACAAAACACACAUAUGUAUGCUACUUGCAUUGGCCAGGAGAGGCAGGACCUACAGAGGAGUUCGAUGUGCCCUUGAAGGCAACUCUGAGCCAAAUGGAAGUAUUGAAAGCGUCAAGACGAAAGCGAAAGCCGCCACGUGAAAGACAUGCGGACGCCGUUCCUUGUAAACGAAGUCGAUCGGAGGCAAGCCAAGACCAACCAUCUUCAGUCAUCAACGAAGCUAAAGUUGAUAACAGCACUGAAUUUAAUGAAAAUCCCACACCAGAGGAUGACUUACAG